CCUCCCCCCCCUCCAAUGGCGACUCUCGUCGUCACCCCUCCCCUGCUCCCCUGCCCGCGCCCAUUCCCGGCUAGCCGCUCCGCCGGACCCGCCCACCGCCUCCUCGCGCGGCCUCCCCGCGCCGGCCGCCCGCGCCUCCGUGACCCGUCGCCGGCUCCGGCGCCGCCCACGCCCGUCGAGCAAUCCGCCGACGAAGCGCACGAUUACCCGCCGCUCAGGCUCCUCGACCCGCCGCAGGAGGAAGACCCCUACCCUGACGAGAUGGAGGCGGCCGACCCGGAUUUCUACCGGAUUGGGUACGCGCGGAUGAUGCGCGCAUACGGGAUCGAGUUCCUGGAAGGGCCGGAUGGGAUGGGGGUCUAUGCUUCCCGGGACGUCGAGCCGCUCCGCAGAGCUAGGGUGAUAAUGGAGAUCCCAUUGGAGCUCAUGCUGACUAUAACUAAGAAACAUCCCUGGAUGUUUUUUCCUGACAUUAUCCCACUAGGGCAUCCUAUAUUUGAUGUUAUUGAGUCAACAAAUCCUGAGACAGAUUGGGAUCUAAGAUUGGCCUGCCUCCUUCUCUAUGCAUUUGAUGUACAAGGCAACUUUUGGCAGUUAUACAGUGAUUUUUUGCCUAGUGGCGAUGAAUGCACCAGCUUGCUCCUGGCACCGAAGGAGGAUCUAAUGGAACUGGAAGACCAAGACCUGUCCUCAGAAAUGUUAAAACUCCAGAAGCGAGCAGUUGAUUUUUGGCAGAAACAUUGGCACAAAGCAAUCCCUCUAAAGCUAAAGCGUCUUGCCCCUGACCACGAGAGAUUUCUCUGGGCAUUGAGCAUUGUCCAGUCUCGUUCUUUCAACAUGAAGCUGAGAAUGGGAGCCUUCAUGCAAGAUGCAAAUAUCCUAGCUCCUUAUGCUGAUAUGCUGAAUCACUCACCUGAUGCUAACUGUUUCCUGCACUGGCGUUUCAAAGAUCGUAUGCUUGAAGUUAUGAUUAAGGCUGGUCACGCUGUCAAAAAAGGAGAUGAGAUGACAAUCAAUUAUAUGAGUGGCAUAAACAGCAUGUUAAUGCAAAGAUAUGGCUUCUCAUCACCAACGAAUCCUUGGGAGCUUAUAAACUUCUCGAGCCCUGCUAAGAUUCAUCUGGAUUCCUUCUUAUCAGUCUUCAAUAUAGCUGGUCUGCAUGAUGAACUGUGCCACAAUGCCGCAUUGACCUCAGGAGAAAGUAACUUUGUUGAUGGAGGAGUGGUGGCAGCAGCAAGAACUUUGCCAACAUGGUCAGAUGGGGACCUUCCUGCCAUACCAAGCGUGGAAAGAAAAUCCGCUCAGGCCUUGCAAGAGGAAUUGCGGAAGAUGUCGGAGUCUUUCUCGACCACGAUCCAACAAGACGAACAGAUUUUAGAUACGGACGAGCCUAUCAGGAAAACACGUGAAAUUGCAAUCAAGUACCGGCUACACCGGAAGCUGCUCUUACGGAAAAUCAUCGAUUCGUUGGAGAUCUACCAGGAUAGAAUUUUGUUCUAGCUGUAUAGGAGACACCAGUGUAGCUGUGCCCAGUGUCCCAGUGAAAACCAUACCGUUGCUUGCUAGAAUGCUAGUUUAGGCGUUUCAAGGACAGUUUGGCACCACCCUUAGACCAUUUUGAUGGGCGUCAGCAACUUAGAUUUCCAGGUCAUCAGUAUUAAGUGUCAAUAGGAGGAUUCCGUAGAGAAAACAUUAAGGCCCACCUGUAAGCAGCAGUGAGCAAGCUUCGUGGAGGCAUGUCAAGGUGGGAGAAAGAAUGUAAAAGAGAGGGCCCACCUGUUAUGUGGGCCCAUAUUGCCAGGAGAAAGAUCUGAGUGUCUACGAAAUGCGUUUCAAACCAAAAAAUGAAUGUGGUACUUUUGCGACAAAUAUAUGUUGCAGAAUGGAAUUUACCUGAAA
This is a messenger RNA of Brachypodium distachyon (stiff brome), 1899 nucleotides long. Its product is annotated as protein PLASTID TRANSCRIPTIONALLY ACTIVE 14. Gene Ontology annotation, cellular component: chloroplast thylakoid; plastid-encoded plastid RNA polymerase complex. The transcript is spliced from 12 exons. Bases 16 to 1500 code for a protein of 494 amino acids. Lineage: Eukaryota; Viridiplantae; Streptophyta; Magnoliopsida; Poales; Poaceae. The record is from RefSeq and is a predicted model, not a curated record. Gene Ontology annotation, molecular function: protein binding; protein-lysine N-methyltransferase activity. Gene Ontology annotation, biological process: peptidyl-lysine monomethylation; thylakoid membrane organization; plastid transcription.